AUGGCCGAGUCUGCGCCCGAUUCGUUACCGACACGGUUUGAAUCUGUUGUGGGCUCGUUGAGAAGCGUGGCAAACGAGCAGCGGCGAGGGAAGGGGAAGGACUGCGGGAAGUUGGUUUCGCGUGCGCCGUUGGCGCCCAGUUGGGUGCCUAUCAGGGAUAGCGGUGCUUCCCCCCGUCGUGUGUGGUACAGACCGCUGUUUACGAGCACUCUCCUGAGCCCGAAGCAAGUCCCCCGCAGCCAAUUCCGCCGGCUCGCGCCCUCGAUCAUAUCACCUCCAUUGCCUGCUGCGCUCCCCGCCAGCAGCGGCUUUUCGAACAGACCAGCCGUCGGCCAAUCGUCAAAGUUCUUUGCCUCAUUCAACACAAGUACCGGCUCCUAUCGUGGUAUCGACUCGGAUGUCGCCGCCAAUAUGCCGAUGUACACUCAUUGA
Peniophora sp. CBMAI 1063 is the source of this 432-nucleotide messenger RNA. The record is from the annotation of a GenBank genome assembly. NCBI's taxonomy places the organism in Eukaryota, Fungi, Basidiomycota, Agaricomycetes, Russulales, Peniophoraceae.